GUGUGUCUGUGUGGUGUGUGUGUGUGUGCGUGUGUGUGUGUCUUGUUUUGUCGCUGAAUUAGGAAUGGAGAUGAAAUACAAAGAGUGGAUUUUGGAGACCAUCGACUCUUUGCGUUCCCGCAAAGCCCGACCCGAUGUGGAGCGGAUCUGCCGGAUGAUUGAACGCAGGCACGGGCUCUCGCCGGCAGAGACCCAGCAGCAGCUGGAUAAGCUGGUCAGGGCUGAGCUGGUGGUCAAAGUGGCUUACAAAGGCUCCAACAGCUACCGCAACGCGGCCAAGUGGUACAAGAACAAGCAGCGGAAGAAAGCUGCCGGCGCUGGCCCGGACUUGGAGGGAGGUGGGAAUGGGAUCCUCCAGGCGGUGGAGACUCUCUUGCUGCAGAGACAGAGCCAGAGCCAGAGCCCGAGCCAACAGCAAGAAGGAGAAGCCAGGCACUUGCUCCUCAGUAGUAGCAGCAGCAGCAGCAGCAGCAGCAGCCAGAGAAAUGCCCAGCAAGAGAGAAGUGACCGCAGGGGAGUCAGCCUCCGGGAGAUUGAAAAGUACAUCAGCGGCUCCCAGCAUCUGAGCAGGAAGCUGGGCAAAGCCAGGCUCCAGCUGGCCCUCAAACGGGAGGUACACCGGGGGAGGCUGGUGCAGACGGCGGCCGGUAACUGCUACCUGCUGCCGCCCGAGAGGAGGGACGAUGCCAAACUGCUCGCAGCGGGAGCUGUGUCCGCCAGGGCUGUCCCCGGCCACAAGGGAUAUGCGAGGACUCGGAAAGAGAAAACAAUUGAAGCGAAUGCCUCGUUAAUUAACCCGCCGGCAGCUGCAACCUCUCCAGACAGCGAGUGUAUGGAACCAGAACUGAAAGAAAUUGAAGAAUGGAGAAAUCCAGAUUUGGAGCAGGAUGCCUGUGAGACUGAGUCAGUGGAGCUCGCUUCCAAACAGAACAACUGCAAGAAUAAUAAAGCUUCCGAUUAUACACAUCCUACUGAGUCAUCAGUAUUCUUGAAUUGUGACACGUAUAAGAAGUCUCGUGGCAUGAAUGGUCACACCCAAGAUGUGUCGGGACACCCAACAGAUCAGUGGCUGUAUGGGGAGUGUGUGACAAGCUCCAGGGAAGAAGCUGCAAAAAGGACCUUACUCGUUCGACUUCCCUCUCCUGAUCCCGCGCUGAAAAAUGACACAGCCAAGGAGGAAGCUGAGCAGAGAGCAGCAGUUCCCGAACUGCGAGGUGCCUCGUGCCUCCCCACACCCUCUGCGUCCCCCGUCGAGAUGGAGAGUAUCGAAAGUGGCUCGAAUAAGAGCCCAACAGAAAACAGCAAGCUGCUGGAUCCUGCCGAGUGGACGAUUUUAGAUGUCUUCAAUUACUUUAAGAAAGCUGGCUUUGAAGAUCAGGCUGUGGCUUUUCAGGAACAGGAAAUUGAUGGCAAGUCUUUGCUUCUGAUGAAGAGGAGUGAUGUCCUGACAGGACUGUCAAUCAAGCUGGGCCCAGCACUCAAGAUUUACGAAUACCACGUGAAAGCACUGCAGAUGCGUCAUCUAAAAGGCAGCUCCUCGUAGUGUUAACGGUCGCCUGUGAACUCUCUGCAGGGGAUGCUGUUGAAAUCCACCUACUGUUUUCCCACCGCCACA
Molecule: messenger RNA, 1615 nt
Organism: Carcharodon carcharias (great white shark)
Lineage: Eukaryota; Metazoa; Chordata; Chondrichthyes; Lamniformes; Lamnidae
Gene: samd13
Product: sterile alpha motif domain containing 13
Exons: 8
Coding region: 65-1543 (492 amino acids)
Biological process (GO): nucleosome assembly
Cellular component (GO): nucleosome
Molecular function (GO): protein binding; DNA binding
Source: RefSeq, a predicted model, not a curated record